AUGGCAGUGACAGGCAACCUGCUUUGGCGCGCAGGCGCUGCAUUCGUUGCGACUGGGAUGUUGACUGGAGCAUUCGGUUCUCAUGGGUUGAGGAAUAGGGCUGGCAUGACGCCCGAUAAGAUUAGCGCAUUCAAUACAGCGUCUCAUUACGCUAUCUUCAACGGGCUUGGUCUAUUGCUCGUCUCGUCACACCCUCGCUUUGCCACUCAUAGGUUCGCUGGACCAGCAAUUGCUCUCGGUGGACUUAUAUUCUCGAGCUCCAUCUGGGCUCUCACACUGGAUCGCGACCGAUUCAAGGGCUUGGGCCCCAUUACACCCAUGGGCGGACUGGUGAUGAUUGCUGGGUAUCUUUCGUUGAUCUUCUGA
Molecule: messenger RNA, 366 nt
Organism: Peniophora sp. CBMAI 1063
Lineage: Eukaryota; Fungi; Basidiomycota; Agaricomycetes; Russulales; Peniophoraceae
Source: the annotation of a GenBank genome assembly